AUGAGCGAGUCGACAGAGCCGGUCCAUGACGGCGUUGACGAGUUCGUGGUGGCUCCCAUUCGCGUGUCUCUCCUCGCCACCAUCGACGACGAGAACACUGCCUACAAAGACCCGAACAAGACGGAUCGCUAUUCUCUCUUCGAAGCCAGGACCGUCGACAUAUGGGAGACGGUCGGCCGAGGUGCGCAGGUCGUGGAUCGAAGUUACCCGCUGUCGCGGCGACUUCCCCCGGACCUGUUCGAGGCGUAUCACCCCUCGAUCCCACCGCGCGGAAGCCGUCUAGCUCUUCGCCUCCUGUGCACGCGGCCGGCGCUGGGGGUGAAUCAGACGGCCAAGCACGAUGACACGGGACCCCCGGGCGAUCGACAGAUCAACUAUCUCCCCUUCCUCGCUGCGGACGUGCAGGAGCCGGUCCAUCAGUGGGAUCUCAAUCGCGAAUACACCUGGAUGAGGCUGCACGCGCGAGAAGUGGGAAAUUUUCAGCGCAGGACGGUCUGGAGCUUUGAUGUCGAGCCUCCCAGGGCGCUCCGAAUGGGACUGGUCAUCCACUUCCCCUUCGUUCUCCGCCCAGCGCGGCGAGCAAAAUAUCUGACCGAGACGAAGGGCGGGCGCCGCGCCCCAGAAGCCUCGCGCCGAUCGCUCAAGUCGUCGAUGUACAACCCGCGGCGCGACGACCCGUUCCUGUGGUCGUUCGCCAUGUCUCACUCCCUGCGCGACGGCAAGACCCGGUGCCUCCUCGACGGCCUCACGGACUGGGCGAUCGGCGACGUCUCGCGCCGUCUCCUGAAGGCAAGCCAGCAGUGGUACGUGCACCCGCUGCACGUGCCCGUCAUCCUGCUCGGCAUCUUCUUCGACCACGCCGCCUGGGAGGUCAACCGGCUGUGCGUCGAGGUGGGCCACUUUGAGUCCCUGUCGCGCGCCGCGCAGAUCGGCUCGCUCGAGCACUUUGACAACAUCACCACACAGCUGCAGUACGUGCGUCGCAACCUGGACUUUUUGCGCUCGCUGGCAAAGUUCCUGCUCGAGACGAUGGAGUUCCUCGAGCAGAAGAUCUUCCUGCGCGAGUGGGACGGCGGCGGCACCAAAGGAGGUGGUGCCAAGGGAGGAGGCAGAGGAGGCGACGACACCUUCGCCUCGUACCGCACCUACGUCUACCAGACCAACCCGCACAUGGAGGAGAAAUUGAUGAACAUCUCGCAUUUGAUCGAGAACAACCUGUCCACGUGCCUGUAUCUGCAGGCGAGGACGAGAGAUGCUCUGGAUUUUAUCAAAGGCAAAAUCUCCCUCCGCGACAACGAAUCAGGCCGCGAGGACGCCGACUCCAACAAGACCAUGUCGUUCUUACAAAUGGUGUUUCUGCCCGCGACCUUCGUCGCCGCCAUCGUGUCCAUGAACUUCUUCGACCUGACCACCUCCCCGCCGCGGGUCAGCGGCUACAUCUGGAUCUUCUGGGUGGUCAGCCUCGGACUCACGGCGCUCGUGCUCGGGUUGUAUUUCUUCUGGCGGUGGAGGGGCAGGCUCAAAGCCCAAGACGAGCAAGCGGAGGCGCGGAGGCGUGAGAUGGCGCUCGGGUUUGAGGAGGAAGGGGGAGGGGGAGGGGAGAGUGGGUAUGGCACUGGGACUGGGACUGCGAGUGAGGAUGAGGAGGGAGGGGGGAGGAGGAGGAAGAAGCGGAGGAGGCGAAGAAGCAGAAGGGGGAGGAGGCAGGGAAGGCGGAUGAUGGCUAAUGAGGACAGCGCAGACGAUGGCUGGGGCGCCAUUACCACCGUGCAGAUGAAGGAAAAGGAGAAGCCCGAGUUGGUCAUGUAG
Messenger RNA from Cladophialophora psammophila CBS 110553, 1809 nucleotides. RefSeq lists its product as uncharacterized. The coding region runs from base 1 to 1809 and encodes 602 amino acids. The transcript is spliced from 3 exons. Gene Ontology annotation, cellular component: membrane. Lineage: Eukaryota; Fungi; Ascomycota; Eurotiomycetes; Chaetothyriales; Herpotrichiellaceae. Gene Ontology annotation, biological process: transmembrane transport; metal ion transport. Gene Ontology annotation, molecular function: metal ion transmembrane transporter activity. The record is from RefSeq and is a predicted model, not a curated record.